CGACACUAUGACGAACCCAGACCCGCCGCCACCUCUCAUUGGACAGACAAACGGGGUGGACAGUGUUGUCAAAGAUCUGGUUGCGGGCACGGUCGGCGGGUGGGCACAAGUCGUCGUCGGACAUCCCUUUGAUACGCUGAAAGUUCGUCUGCAAACCCAAGGACCUAAUCCAAAGUAUGCCAAUGCAAUUGACUGUCUCAAGAUAACGGUUCGAGAAGAGGGCGCUCUUGCCCUUUACAAAGGCGUCACUUCGCCAUUACUCGGUGUCGGCAUUUGCAAUGCUGUGUUGUUUGCUGCAAAUGGAGGAUUCCGACGGUGGAUUGGAGGUGGGCGGGAGGAUCUCACAGUGGGCGAAUAUGUAUUUGCGGGAGCCUUGUCUGGUGGUGUAAUUGCAUGGGUCAACUGUCCGGUAGAGCUGUUAAAAGUCAAGCUACAGACACAGUAUACCACUGGUUCUGAGCAGCAGUUCAAGGGCGUCUUGGACUGUGGACUCAAGACUCUCCGUCAACAAGGAAUUCAAGGUCUCUACCGAGGAAUUGGAAUUACGAUCGUGAGAGACGUGCCAAGUUUUGCAGCAUAUUUUGGCGCAUAUGAAGGCACCAAGGCCUACCUAAAAUCCCACAACAAGGAGCUCAAUCCCCUUCAACUCAUCCUUGCGGGCGGUAUAGCAGGCAUUGCGGCAUGGCUGCCUUGUUAUCCCCAGGAUGUGAUUAAAUCUCGAAUUCAAAGCGAUACGAGGAAUAUGUCGACAAUGCAGUAUGCUCGUGAGAUUUGGCUUCAGGCUGGAUGGAAAGGCUUUUUCAAAGGGUUUGGACCAACGAUGUUGAGGGCUUUUCCUGCGAAUGCAGCAACGUUUUUGGCUUACGAAUCGGCACGAAAGGCUUUAUCGUGACACCUUAUGGAGUGAAAGACCAAGAUUGGAUAUUUAUUUCAACAUUUUACAUAACUUAUUGAUGUCAAAUUCAUACACAUGGCCGGUGCACCAUACAUCACAUGCUUGAGUCCGCGACAAACGUCUUUUUCCUCCACAUACAUCGCAAGAUCAGUGGAAUUAAAAUAUUCGUAUUAAUGUACAAAACAG
Spizellomyces punctatus DAOM BR117 is the source of this 1081-nucleotide messenger RNA. RefSeq lists its product as uncharacterized. NCBI's taxonomy places the organism in Eukaryota, Fungi, Chytridiomycota, Chytridiomycetes, Spizellomycetales, Spizellomycetaceae. Gene Ontology annotation, biological process: transport. The record is from RefSeq and is a predicted model, not a curated record. Gene Ontology annotation, molecular function: transmembrane transporter activity. The coding region runs from base 8 to 892 and encodes 294 amino acids. The transcript is spliced from 13 exons.